This is a messenger RNA of Ananas comosus (pineapple), 425 nucleotides long. Its product is annotated as 14-3-3-like protein. The annotation marks the transcript as partial. The transcript has a single exon. Gene Ontology annotation, biological process: signal transduction. Gene Ontology annotation, cellular component: cytoplasm. Lineage: Eukaryota; Viridiplantae; Streptophyta; Magnoliopsida; Poales; Bromeliaceae. The record is from RefSeq and is a predicted model, not a curated record.
AGAGCGUGUACAUGGCGAAGCUCGCGGAGCAAGCGGAGCGCUACGAGGAGAUGGUGGAGUUCAUGGAGAAGGUGGCGACGGCGUCGGCGGAGGGGGAGGAGCUCACCGUGGAGGAGCGGAACCUGCUCUCCGUCGCCUACAAGAACGUCAUCGGCGCGCGCCGCGCCUCGUGGCGCAUCGUCUCCUCCAUCGAGCAGAAGGAGGAGGGCCGCGGCAACCAGGACCACGUCGCCGCCAUCCACGCCUACCGCGCCCGGAUCGAGGCCGAGCUCACCAACAUCUGCGGCGGCAUCCUCCGCCUCCUCGAAGCGCGCCUCGUCCCCUCCGCCGCCACCGCCGACUCCAAGGUCUUCUACCUCAAGAUGAAGGGCGACUACCACCGCUACCUCGCCGAGUUCAAGGCCGGGGCCGAGCGCAAGGAGGCC